GCAUCUCUUUCCGCUAGUCUCGUUUGGUCCACGCGCGCGACAGGCACGCGAGUGGUGACGACGAAAGAUGAGCGCAAGAAAUAAGGGUGGACGGACACACAGGGCAGCCAAACAUCACCGGCAGGCUGCUGGAAACAGGGUGGCGCCAGGGUCGGCCGACCCUGAUCCCGUUUACACCUGGACCUGCAGCUGGAACACUCUGCAGUCCAACAGGGAGGGCUUUUUUAAAGCCAUUUUCGAGGGUUUCGAAGACUCGCUGAGCAAAUCGCAGUUAGCCGCCUUCGCCAAUCUGGACAGCGACGCCCGGCGGGUUGCCUACCUGUUGGGGUUGGAGCAGAUCGAGAGUCUGGCGCCGGUGCCCAUGUUCCGGCAGAAAAACGGAAAGGAGGCCGUCGACCUGAUGGUGCAGGCGGAGCGUUUGCUGGAAAAGGGCAAUGCCGGAAGCGCCCUCAAUCUCCUGAGCAGAGCCAUUACUAAGGCGCCAAGUAAGGAAGGGGAAAAGUGCGAGUUGGUGAGCCGCCUGCUGGCCCUGCGUUCGCACGCGCUCUCCGACCUCGGGCAGCUCGAGUUGGCGCUCAGAGACACGCAGUUGGCCCUUUCCGCCGGCGUGUCCGACCCUUUUGCCAGGGCCCAGCUGCUGCGCACCCAAGGCCAAUGCUACUUUGCGCUCGCAGACCAGAUGAGGGCCAAAUUGGCUUACAUCAGCGCCCAGACACUUUUAGACCCAAAGAAAUCGCAAUUCAGCCAGUUGAGGAGCGAACUCGAAGCUGAAAUUGCAAAGUGCGUCGACACCAAACCCAAAAAUGCAAAAGUUAAAAAUACUGAUACAUUAGUGUGUCCAAGUCUGACGGGCGGGGAAAGCCAAAUCAUUCCAAACGCGUCCCUCUUGCUAGGGUUGCACGAAAGCCCCCAAACCGGACGAUAUGUAGCGGCGAAGAGCAAAGUUGACGCUGGGGAUGUGUUGGCCGUCGAACCCGCUUUCUGUUCUGUUCUUCUCAUGGACAAGGCUGGAACGCACUGCCACAAUUGCUUGACACGGUUAGUUGCGCCCGUCGGGUGUCCAGAUUGCAGCGGAGUUGCUUUUUGCGGCCGUGAGUGCCAGAAAAGCGCAUGUGAUACAUACCAUAGGGUCGAGUGCAAGUUCUUGAAUCUGUUCAUCGGCCUUGGAAUGAGUGUCCUCUCUCAUCUGGCACUCCGAAUAAUUACCAGAACUGGCUCUGCAAAAGAUUUCAUUAAAUUAUGGGAUGCAGCGUCGCGUCCUUGCGAGGGUUCCGAGCCAAAAUCCGUGUCUGACUAUCGGCGCCUGUUGCGCCUUGUGAGCCACCCAGAUCUGAGACAAACGCGCGACUACCUGAGCCGCACCCUGAUGGCCGUUUUCCUGCUCAAGUGUCUGCAGCGCAGCGAGCAUUUCUGGGCGCCCGACCUGAGCGCCGAGGACCAAGUGAAGGUGGGCGAGGCGCUUUUGCGGCACCUCUGCCUGCUGCAGUUCAACGCGCACGAGGUCUUCGAGACCCUGGCUUGGGACCGAACCAAAAUCAAAGGCACAAAGACGCAGUACAUCGGAGUCGCCGUCUACCUGAGCGUCGCCCUUUUCAACCACGACUGCAACCCUUCCGUCGAGAGGAGUUUCCAAGGUACAACCAUGAUCCUUCACGCCCUGCGACCUCUGCACCCAGGAGAGAUGGUUGGCGAAAAUUAUGGUCCAAUGUUCACGAAAAAGACCAGGGCUGAAAGACAGGCAAGCCUAAGAGCUCGCUAUUGGUUUAAUUGCGCCUGUCAGGCGUGCUCAGAAAAUUGGAACACCUUCGACCAGGGCAUCAAAUCACCUGACAAAACAGAAGCGUUGCAAAAGAUGUUCGACAUGGGUUUUGAAGCCAUGGAGGCAGGAAAGUUGGAAGGUGCCGUUUAUUUGCUUAGCCAGUUUCUCAAUUCUAUUGACGGAAUGGUCAAUUUGCCAGACAGGGAGGUUAUUUUGGCAAUCGACGCCCUCCGAUUGUGCCUGAUGUCUCUUUGGGGAACAGUGGUGGUGGUUCAACCACCAAAGACUGACAACAAUAAUCUCCAGAAAGAAAUUGAGAGUACAGUCAAAAUAACGGAACUCCUUGCGUUGGAGGAUGGCAAAUAAAUCACAAGACAAAUUAUUUGUUAAGAUUUUUAAGCGGGAAAAUAAAAGAUUGAAACAUAAAACUUAUUUAUGGUAAGAUCAUAAAUCAUUGAUUUAUUUUAAACAGUCUUUGAUCAACAUUCUCUUUUUUGCAAGUGUUUCCUGGAAUAAUUAUCGUCAAAAUCAAAGAUGUAUCCAAACACAUUUAACAACGAUGUGCUGUACACAUUAAACUGCUGGUCACACAACAAAAACCAUAUUACUUUUAAUCAUCGAUCUAUACAGUAAUGAGAGGUUAAUUAAUUUAUUAUGGAGUCUGCAGUUACAAAAAAAAAUCAAAAUUAUUAAAUGUCUUCCACCCUAAUUUUUGGUU
Molecule: messenger RNA, 2477 nt
Organism: Neocloeon triangulifer
Lineage: Eukaryota; Metazoa; Arthropoda; Insecta; Ephemeroptera; Baetidae
Product: SET and MYND domain-containing protein 4-like
Exons: 10
Coding region: 68-2125 (685 amino acids)
Molecular function (GO): protein binding
Source: RefSeq, a predicted model, not a curated record